Molecule: messenger RNA, 618 nt
Organism: Talaromyces amestolkiae
Lineage: Eukaryota; Fungi; Ascomycota; Eurotiomycetes; Eurotiales; Trichocomaceae
Exons: 3
Coding region: 1-618 (205 amino acids)
Biological process (GO): transmembrane transport; carbohydrate transport
Cellular component (GO): membrane
Molecular function (GO): carbohydrate:proton symporter activity
Source: RefSeq, a predicted model, not a curated record
AUGAGCACCUGGUCAUGGCAAAUUCCCUCUCUUCUUCAAGGUGUCCCAGCAGCGCUUGUUAUUCUUGCCGUUAUAUUUGGACUGCCUGAGUCCCCCCGUUGGCUCUAUUCCAAAGGUCGCAUUGACGAAGCCCGUCGCCUAUUAACUCUAUACCAUGCCAACGGCGACGAGUCAUCAGACCUCGUAAUCCACGAACUCGAAGAGAUCGAAAUGAUCCUCCAAGCCAAACGCCAGGCCAAGGGUCUUUCUGCCUGGAGCAUGCUAUCAAAGUCGGCCGCAAACCGCAAACGCAUCACGCUCGUUUCGGUCAUUUCAUACUACUUCAGUCCUAUCCUUGACAACAUCGGCGUGACGUCUACACAACAACAAACAGGGAUCAAUGGCGGCAUGCAAAUAUGGAAUCUGAUCUGGGCCAUUGCCUGCGCCGUGCCAGCAGACCGCGUCGGUCGUCGUACGCUCUGGCUUACUUCGUUCGCUCUGGCUUACUUCGACCAACACGGCUCCAAGUUAGCGGCGUAUUUAGUGAUUGUGUUCUUGUUCCUCUACAAUGCUGCGUUCAAUAUUGCGAAAUCCAUUGUUGUAUUGCUAUCCGACGGAGAUUCUGCCCUUUGCGAUUAG